Molecule: messenger RNA, 4916 nt
Organism: Ochotona curzoniae (black-lipped pika)
Lineage: Eukaryota; Metazoa; Chordata; Mammalia; Lagomorpha; Ochotonidae
Gene: SEPTIN11
Product: septin 11
Exons: 11
Coding region: 185-1474 (429 amino acids)
Biological process (GO): cytoskeleton-dependent cytokinesis
Cellular component (GO): cell division site; microtubule cytoskeleton; septin complex
Molecular function (GO): molecular adaptor activity; GTPase activity; GTP binding
Source: RefSeq, a predicted model, not a curated record
GCAGGCGGGGCGGCGGCGUGGGGGGAGCAGAUGCCGCUGGUUGCGAGCCGGAGCUAGGUUUGUGUAGCGCGCAGCCGCGAGCGAGGCGCGGGGGAGGCGAGCCGGAGUCCUAGCGCUGGCAGCAGCCAGUGUCGGCGGAGAGCACCCGGGCGCAGCCGGAGCCGGAGGCGCAGCCACCGCCGCGAUGGCCGUGGCCGUGGGAAGACCAUCUAAUGAAGAGCUGCGAAACUUGUCCCUUUCUGGCCAUGUGGGCUUCGACAGUCUCCCUGAUCAGCUGGUCAACAAGUCUACUUCGCAAGGCUUCUGUUUCAACAUCCUGUGUGUCGGUGAGACAGGCAUUGGGAAAUCUACCUUAAUGGACACCUUGUUCAACACCAAGUUUGAGAGUGACCCAGCAACUCACAAUGAACCUGGUGUCCGGUUAAAAGCCCGAAGUUAUGAGCUUCAGGAAAGCAAUGUCCGGCUGAAGCUGACCAUUGUCGACACCGUGGGAUUCGGAGAUCAGAUAAAUAAAGAUGACAGCUACAAGCCGAUCGUGGAGUACAUCGAUGCCCAGUUCGAGGCCUACCUGCAAGAGGAGCUGAAGAUUAAACGCUCCCUCUUCAACUACCAUGACACGCGGAUCCACGCCUGCCUCUACUUCAUCGCCCCGACGGGACAUUCGCUCAAGUCUCUGGACCUGGUCACCAUGAAGAAGCUGGACAGUAAGGUUAACAUCAUUCCGAUAAUUGCAAAAGCCGACACCAUUGCCAAGAACGAAUUGCACAAAUUCAAGAGUAAGAUCAUGAGUGAACUAGUGAGCAACGGGGUCCAGAUAUACCAGUUCCCCACGGAUGAAGAAACUGUGGCAGAGAUUAAUGCGACAAUGAGCGUCCACCUCCCGUUUGCUGUGGUUGGCAGCACCGAAGAGGUGAAGAUUGGCAACAAGAUGGCCAAGGCCAGGCAGUACCCCUGGGGCGUGGUGCAGGUGGAGAAUGAGAACCACUGCGACUUUGUGAAGCUCCGGGAGAUGCUGAUCCGUGUCAACAUGGAGGACCUGCGUGAGCAGACGCACACCCGCCAUUACGAGCUGUAUCGGCGUUGCAAACUCGAGGAGAUGGGCUUCAAGGACACGGACCCCGACAGCAAGCCCUUCAGUCUCCAGGAGACAUAUGAGGCCAAGAGGAACGAAUUCUUGGGAGAACUGCAGAAGAAAGAAGAGGAGAUGAGGCAGAUGUUCGUGAUGAGAGUCAAGGAGAAAGAGGCAGAGCUGAAAGAGGCCGAGAAAGAGCUGCAUGAGAAGUUUGACCUGCUCAAGCGGACACACCAGGAAGAAAAGAAGAAGGUGGAAGACAAGAAGAAGGAGCUGGAAGAGGAGGUGAACACCUUCCAGAAGAAGAAGGCAGCGGCUCAGUUACUGCAGUCCCAGGCCCAGCAGUCCGGGGCCCAGCAGACCAAGAAAGACAAGGACAAGAAAAAUGCAAGCUUCACAUAAAGCCUGGCAAGCCAAGGAUGUUCCCGCAUUCACCUGCUUUUGCAGUAAUAAUUGUAUCUCUGCCAUCUGUGUCCUUUUGUUUUGUUAUGGUUAUGAUUUUGAUUUUUUUUUUAUACCCUUCCCCAAACACCAGUAACUCUUAACUCAUUUUGCUGAAUGUUUUGUUGGGUGGUGGAAAAUGACAGAACAAGGGAAUAACAGCGAAAGCUCUGUGCGUCUGGACCUUGUUUCUGGAAAGUGACAUGAUUGGCUUUCUGUGCGCCUACCGAAUGAAAGUGAGAAGCAUGCCUGUUACUUGUAUGUCGCUUUGGACCAAGGACAAGUGGGGGUCAAACGCUGCCUGCACGACUCCCACGGAGACCUGUCACCACCUCAGCAGCUGAGCUAAACCCCCCGAGUAGCCAUGACAACAACUUGGCACAGCCUCCGAUCUUCGUCUCCAUGACCACAUGGUCCCUGCACUCACUGUCUGUUCUCCUCAUCCUCCUGGCCGAGGCAGAUGUGUAGGUAGGCAGAGUGGUGAUUCAGCUUUCCCAUAGGACUUUGUACCUGUGGGGGUUCAUGUUCAUCACUAACAUUCUGUGGCCAGAGCUUGUGGGGAGGUGAGGGCAGAGUCUUCAGACCUGCUAGUGUUGAAGGCUGGCCAAGCCCAGGGUGCUGAUGGUCACCAGGUGUGUGAGGGCAUUCCCAAUCUCCUAGCAGACUAAGAUUUCCCAUAGCAUCCCGUAGUACAAGUCUGCUGGUGGAGGGAAUGGUGUUUCCCCCGACCUUCUUACUGUGCACCUGCAGAAAGGAUGCUGGCCUGCAUAUACCUCUGUGUGCUUACUGAGGACAGCGGGGAGACUCCUGCAGAGCAGUCGUUUUGAUUGAACUUGUCAUUGAUCGUGGCUAGACCACGUCCACAAAUGCUUCUGAUUUGCUGUGGAAUCCACAGCCCGCAUCAGCAGUGUAAGGUAGAGCUAUGAAAGAGCAUGAUCCAGCACAUGAGCCCAUCAGCAGGUACUUGGCCUCACAGCCAACUCCCCCAGGCCCCUGUCUGUAUUGGCAGUAAAGGAAGACGAAAUGGAACAGCCAUUGUUUCUCAUCUGGUUGUCAGGAUGGCGUUUGCAUCACCUGUGCCCCAUGCACACCUAGCUCCCCCUGCUCCUUUAGGGCCUAGUCCCAUCACCCCAUGGAGGAUUAGGACUGAGCCAAUUGCCCGGACAGGGACUGGUUCCCUAACUUGUAGAGGAAAGGACACACACUGAAUCCUGAUCCUUUCCUUGUUUUCAUUUCCUUGCCCUUGCUCACUGGCUUUCUCUCUGGAUUCGGUUGUCUCCCGUUGCUUACCAGAAAGGUGGCAUUUCUCAUGAACCUGCUACUUCUGCCCUACAUUUCCCUUUUGGCCCUCACUAGUCAUUCAGUUAAAUACAGUAUAAGACACUGCACCUGCCUUUCCAUGCACAGUUUUUAAAAUUACCCAUAAGCACAUUUUUUUUCUCCUUCAUUUUCCACUAUAAGUAAAGGAAAGAAGGUAUGGUUUCCCAUGAACCGAUUUAGGUCUAAUUAGAGUAACGCCCAAGGUUGCAUUGCAGGCCAGGCUAAGCUGGGAUUGCAACCGUGAGCCAGGGGCAGCAGCAGCUGGACCAGUGGUUUUCUUCUCGCUUGCUUUUGUUUUGGUCUGGAUGUACUAGCUGUGGACCACAGCUGCUGUGGAGCAGCUGAGUAGCGCCGGCAUGCUGAUUCUAACCAUGGCUGCAUUUGCUCAUGUGCUGUGCCCCAAACAAGAGCCUGAAUAUUUGUGGUUUGUUUGUUCUACCCCCUGCUUGUUUGAGCAUUUUUGUGCCUCAUGACAAACAGAAACACACCUGUGUUGCAUCACUAAAAUCAACCUAACAAUGAAAGACAGCCAGUUGACUUUUUGAUUCCAUGAUGGUUGACUAAAUUUACUCCCCCCGCCCCAUCAACUUUUUCACAGGAAAGUCAGUGUCACAGAGAGUCAGGAAGUAGGCAGGCAAAAGAAACCCCUUUGGGAGAUUUUUUUUUUUAAUGCGUUGCUUCUGGCCCUUUUCUGCCACCACUGCCAGGCCCUGUUUAGUUUGUUACUGCUGCUCUUUUGCUUUCCGUAUCUGCCUUUUUUCACAGUAGUCCUUGGCUCUGCACGGAAUAAAUGACCCCCUCAAAGCUAACAGGAUGUGCUUUCGCCUUUGCAUGUAAGUACAGCAGUCAGAAACCAUUGAGAUCUUUCUAAAAUUAGGGACAACAAAUGGGCUGGUUGGGAUUUCUGUUUUUCUUUCUCUCGAAGGGGGGAGGUAAUGAUUUCAGGAGCCUUUGUUUAAUAACUUAAACAACUAUAUUUAAAAUGGCCACAUUUUAAUAUAUACACAUGCAUUUUGAUUUUCCUAGGGGCCCCCAGAAAUGUGGCUUCUCCUUGUGGAAGGUAGACAUGGCUUACCCCAGCCUAUGUUCUACUUAGCGGGCUGCCACCCUAGGGUGUUGCAGAGCCCUUGCUCUGUUGAUGGAAAUAAGGCUCACGUAAGAGCCUGCUACCUUCCCGGAUAGAAAAUCAAGGAGGCGGCUUAGGCCCUGCUGCCAUCGUGGCCACCUGCCUUUCUUUCCUUAUCUUUCUGGGCUUUCCCUGAUGCUAACUGGCCCUACUUCCAUGUUUUAGAUAUGUGGUCUGGCUUCCCCUUCCCCACCACCUUAUCUUUUUGCUUCCUUUGGAUAUCACUUACCCAUCGCUCUAGCUGUGUAGGUUGCAGGACAAGAUGGGGAAGCAGUAAUGAGUUCUUAGCAGUUCAGGCUGUCUUCCCAGCUUAGGCUCUAAUUCAUGGGUCAACAUUUUGUCUAAAACGGGCAUCUCAACCAGGGGAAUUACUUAAGGAGAUGCCAGGUGGGGACAGGUUCCUCACUGCCCUCCCUUCUCUGUUUCGGAGCUCAUCAGCGCUUCAACUCACAGGCUGUCUCUACCCCCCUAAUGAUUUAGUGUGGUGUCCUCCCUUUCCUGACAUCUUAGUGUUUCACAAACAAGCUGUCCCCAAGUUACGUCCCCACACUGUCUCCUUGUGUCCCUACCCACGCUGAUGGUUCCCAUGUGGUUUUUUUUUUUUUUUCCCCUUUAUUUGCCAUUGCAAGUGUCUGGCAUUCUGUCAGCUUUCAGAAAGAAGUCCUUGCUCCAGGGACAGGACACGUAGGUGCUGACUUUUGAGCGGGAUGAUGACCUACAAGGUCUAGUGUGUUGGUUGGUAUGAAGGGAAUUUUUAAAAAAUAAAUUUAAAAAUCAAGCUGUGAACAGCGUUAUAACUUUGUCUAUUUCUUGAUCUUAAGAAAAUAUAUGCUGAUAUGCCUUAAACUGUAGUUGUUAGAUUCUUGUUGUUUUUGCUGUUUGAAAAUAACUGGUGUGUUUUCUAAAACUGUUGUGUAAUCCACUUUCAGUGUUAAUACAGAAUUGUCAUUUAUGUAA